AUGGACCGUGUACGUAUUACAUAUGAAAAAUCAGAUACCAGUAGUGAUAUGAAACCUGAAAACAUUCAUGAAAAUGAUAAAAAUUCAAUUAAAAUCAACUGUGAAAAUAAUAUUAAAAUGGAAAAACAAUUAAAUACAGAAUUUAUAAUAAAAGAAGAAAUAUUAGAAGGCAUCGAUGUCAACAUGGAAAGUGGACAAAUUGAAGAAGGUCUGGAAGAUGAAAAGUAUUCAAGUACAAUCAUCAACUUCGAAAAUAUUAAACUUGAAAAACAAUUAAAUACAGAGCUCAUAAUUAAAGAUGAAGCAAAUUAUGAAUCAGUACAAGAUAAUUAUGAAAAAAAAUCAUUUUCAUGUGAUAUUUGUUAUAAAACAUUUACUCAGAAAGGUUCGCUAGUUUCACAUAUACGAAUUCACAGAGGAGAAAAACCAUUUUCAUGUAAUAUUUGUAAUAAAACAUUUACUGAACAACACCAUUUAGUUUCACACAAACGAAUUCAUAGUGGAGAAAAACCAUUUUCAUGUGUUAUUUGUAAUAAAGCAUUUACUCAGAAAGGUUCGCUAGUUUACCAUAUACGAAUUCACAGAGGAGAAAAACCAUUUUCAUGUAAUAUUUGUAAUAAAACAUUUACUGAACAACACCAUUUAGUUUCACAUAAACGUAUUCAUACUGGAGAAAAAUCAUUUUCAUGUGAUAUUUGUAAUAAAACAUUUACUCAGAAAGGUUCGCUAGUUAAACAUAAACGAAUUCACACCGGAGAAAAACCAUUUUCAUGUGAUAUUUGUAAUAAAACAUUUACUUAUCAACAUUAUUUAGUUUCACAUAAACUAAUUCACAGCGGAGAAAAACCAUUUUCAUGUGAUAUUUGUAAUAAAACAUUUACUCAGAAUUGUAUUUUAGUUCGGCAUAAACUUAUUCAUACCGGAGAAAAACCAUUUUCAUGUGUUAUUUGUAAUAAAGCAUUUACUCAGAAAGGUUCGCUAGUUUCACAUAUACGAAUUCACAGAGGAGAAAAACCAUUUUCAUGUAAUAUUUGUAAUAAAACAUUUACUCAGCAAAGCAAUUUAAUUACAAUGGGCCGUGUACGAAUUACAUAUGAAAAACCAGAUACCAGUAGUGAUAUGAAACCUGAAAACAUUCAUGAAAAUGAUAAAAAUUCAAUUACAAUCAAAUGUGAAAAUAAUAUUAAAAUGGAAAAACAAUUAAAUACAGAAUUUAUAAUAAAAGAAGAAAUAUUAGAAGGCAUCGAUGUCAACAUGGAAAGUGAACACAUUGAAGAAGGUCUGGAAGAUAGUUUUACAAUGGAACAUGGCGGCAGAAUUAAGAAUGAAGUUCUAAACGAUUGUUAUUCAUUGGAAUGUAUACCAACUAAAAAUGAAAAACUGGAAAAUUCAACUACUUUAAUUAACUACGAAAAUAUUAAACUUGAAAAACAAUUAAAUACAGAGUUCAUAAUUAAAGAUGAAACAAAUUAUGAAUCAGUACAAGAUAAUUAUGAAAAAAAAUUAUUUUCAUGUGAUAUUUGUAAUAAAACAUUUACUCAGAAAGGUUCGCUAGUUAAACAUAAACGAAUUUACACCGGAGAAAAACCAUUUUCAUGUGAUAUUUGUAAUAAAACAUUUACUUAUCAACAUUAUUUAGUUUCACAUAAACUAAUUCACAGCGGAGAAAAACCAUUUUCAUGUGAUGUUUGUAAUAAAAUAUUUACUUAUCAUUAUAACUUAGUUUCACAUAAACGUAUUCACACCGGAGAAAAACCAUUUUCCUGUGAUGUUUGUAGUCAAACAUUUACUCAGAAAGGUUCGCUAAAUAAACAUAAACGAAUUCACAGCGGAGAAAAAUCAUUUGCAUGUGAUGUUUGUAAUAAAACAUUUACUCAGAAAGGUUCGCUAGUUAAACAUAAACGAAUUCACACCGGAGAAAAACCAUUUUCAUGUGAUAUUUGUAAUAAAACAUUUAUUCUUAAUAGUAUUUUAGUUAAACAUAAACUUAUUCACACCGGAGAAAAAUCAUUUUCAUGUGAUGUUUGUAAUAAAACAUUUACUCAGAAAGGUUCGCUAGUUUCACAUAUACGAAUUCACACCGGAGAAAAACCAUUUUCAUGUAAUAUUUGUAAUAAAACAUUUACUGAACAACACCAUUUAGUUUCACACAAACGAAUUCAUAGUGGAGAAAAACCAUUUUCAUGUGUUAUUUGUAAUAAAGCAUUUACUCAGAAAGGUUCGCUAGUUAAACAUAAACGAAUUCACACCGGAGAAAAAACCAUUUUCAUGUGAUAUUUGUAAUAAAACAUUUACUUAUCAACAUUAUUUAGUUUCACAUAAACUAAUUCACAGCGGAGAAAAACCAUUUUCAUGUAAUAUUUGUAAUAAAACAU
Molecule: messenger RNA, 2375 nt
Organism: Chrysoperla carnea
Lineage: Eukaryota; Metazoa; Arthropoda; Insecta; Neuroptera; Chrysopidae
Product: zinc finger protein 2-like
Exons: 3
Coding region: 1-2274 (757 amino acids)
Source: RefSeq, a predicted model, not a curated record